Messenger RNA from Neomonachus schauinslandi (Hawaiian monk seal), 2240 nucleotides. RefSeq names its product ubiquitin specific peptidase 2 (gene USP2). Gene Ontology annotation, cellular component: cytoplasm. The transcript is spliced from 13 exons. Gene Ontology annotation, molecular function: cysteine-type deubiquitinase activity. The record is from RefSeq and is a predicted model, not a curated record. The coding region runs from base 103 to 1926 and encodes 607 amino acids. Lineage: Eukaryota; Metazoa; Chordata; Mammalia; Carnivora; Phocidae. Gene Ontology annotation, biological process: protein deubiquitination.
ACUCACCCGCAGCUCCAUGCUUGUGCCCGGCUCCGCUCGUCCAUCGUCGGAGAAGAGGCAGCCCAUGAGGCUCCCAGUCCCCACUGAGUGCCGCCCUGAAGGAUGUCCCAGCUCUCCUCCACCCUGAAGCGCUACACAGAAUCGGCCCGCUACACAGAGGCCCCUUAUGCCAAAUCGGGCUAUGGCACCUACACUCCCUCUUCCUACGGGGCCAACCUGGCUGCCUCCUUCCUGGAGAAGGAGAAGCUUGGUUUUAAGCCAGGCCCCCCAACCAGCUUCCUCACCCGUCCCCGUACCUAUGGUCCCUCCUCCAUCCUGGACUAUGACAGGGGCCGCCCCCUGUUGAGACCUGACAUCAUUGGGGGCGGUGGUAAACGGGCCGAGAGUCAGACUAGGGGCACUGAGCGGCCUUCAGGGAGUGGACUCAGCGGGGGCAGCGGAUUCCCUUAUGGAGUGACCAGCAACUCCCUCAGCUACCUGCCUGUGAGUGCCCGCGAGCAGGGUGGAACCCUGGCCCAAAAGAAGUCGAACAGUCAAUCAGACCUGGCCCGGGAUUUCUCCAGCCUCCGGACCUCCGACAGCUACCGGAUGGACCCUGGGAACCGGGGCCGCAGCCCCCUGCUGGCCCGCACGCGCAAGGAGCUCUGUGCCCUGCAGGGGCUCUACCAGGCAGCCAGCCGCUCUGAGUACCUGGCCGACUACCUGGAGAACUAUGGCCGAAAGGGCAGCGCGCCUCAGGUGCCCACGCAGGCCCCUCCCUCACGAGUCCCCGAAGUCCUCAGCCCCACCUACCGACCCAGUGGCCGUUACAGUCUGUGGGAGAAGAGCAAGGGCCAGGCCCCUGGGUCCAGCCGCUCCAGCUCCCCAGGGCGAGAGACCAUGAAUUCUAAGAGCGCCCAGGGUCUGGCUGGUCUUCGAAACCUUGGGAACACGUGCUUCAUGAACUCCAUUCUGCAGUGCCUGAGCAACACCCGGGAGCUGAGGGAUUAUUGCCUGCAGAGGCUCUUCAUGCGGGAUCUCAGCCACAGCAGCAAUGCACACACCGCCCUCAUGGAAGAGUUUGCAAAACUAAUCCAGACCAUAUGGACUUCAUCCCCCAAUGAUGUGGUGAGCCCAUCUGAGUUCAAGACCCAGAUCCAGAGAUAUGCGCCACGCUUCGUUGGCUAUAAUCAGCAAGAUGCUCAGGAGUUUCUUCGCUUUCUUCUGGAUGGGCUCCACAAUGAGGUGAACCGAGUGACAGUGAGGCCCAAGUCCAACCCUGAGAACCUCGAUCAUCUUCCUGAUGAUGAGAAAGGACGACAGAUGUGGAGGAAAUAUCUAGAACGGGAAGACAGUCGGAUUGGGGAUCUCUUCGUUGGACAGCUAAAGAGCUCCCUGACGUGUACGGACUGUGGUUACUGCUCUACAGUCUUUGACCCCUUCUGGGACCUCUCACUGCCCAUCGCUAAGCGAGGUUAUCCUGAGGUGACUUUAAUGGACUGCAUGAGGCUCUUCACCAAAGAGGAUGUGCUUGAUGGCGAUGAAAAGCCAACAUGCUGUCGCUGCCGAGCCAGAAAACGAUGUAUAAAGAAGUUCUCCAUCCAGAGGUUCCCAAAGAUCUUGGUGCUCCAUCUGAAGCGGUUCUCAGAAUCCAGGAUACGAACCAGCAAGCUCACAACAUUUGUGAAUUUCCCGCUAAGAGACCUGGACUUGAGAGAAUUUGCCUCAGAAAACACCAACCACGCUGUUUACAACCUGUACGCUGUGUCCAAUCACUCUGGAACCACCAUGGGCGGCCAUUAUACGGCCUACUGCCGGAGUCCAGUGACGGGCGAAUGGCACACUUUCAAUGACUCCAGCGUCACACCCAUGUCCUCCAGCCAAGUGCGCACCAGCGACGCCUAUCUGCUCUUCUACGAAUUGGCCAGUCCACCCUCCCGCAUGUAGCAGCGAGGAGCUACAUCCCUUUCUCCCUUCCCCGUGGUGGCCCCACACCCUAAGUUUUUUUUUUUAAGACAAAAAAAAAACCUGACAAAUAAGAGAAAAAUAAAGUAAACUAAAGCUGCCGAGCAGGAGUUGCUGCAGCCUGGUCAGGGUCUGGAGCAGGGAGCCGGGAGCUCCUGAGCCACACCUGGCGUGGAGAUCGACAGGACACAGAGCCUGGAGCCAGCACAGUGCCCCCUCGGCUUCUCUUGUUUUUAUUUUUAAGCUUGUGGUUUUUUUCCUGUGUGUAAUAAACAACGGCGGUCUGUGGGGAGAAG